AUUAUGGCACAGUUCGCCAGUUUUACAACAAAAAUUGUUAUACUGUAAAUAAUAGUUUGAAUUUAACAUAUUUUAAUUGUAUUUCAGUGUUCCAGAAAAGUGUGAUCACUGAUCGUAGCUGUCACCUCUCAGCAGGCGGUACGCAAUUUUCUAACACUGCUGCCUGUAACGGCACAACAACAGGAACAACAACAGCGGAAUAACAACAGAAGCAGCAGACAAAUUGCAAGUUGCACGUUUUUUUUUCUAAUCAGUCAAACAUGAUAAUCCCGGCCAGAACCUAACCCAGCUCUCGUGCAGUAAGGCUUCUGUCAAACCGAUCGAGUGUGUCCUGGCUAGAAGUACUAAAUUCCCCAAGUUUUGUGGCGACAAAUGUGUCAAGUGUGUAGGCGCACAGUAAUAGCGAAGGAGCAUUAACAAAGUCGCCGCACUUUUGAGUAGGGUGUUAUGCAAGCGGGCGGCCGACGGACAAAUUGAAUUAGCCGGCAUGCUGUUCAAUCGAUUUGUUCUGGCCAUCAAGAACCAGUCCCGGGAAACUCUGCGCGCCUGGAGCUACCAAUGCGAGUCAAUCUUCGCCCAGCGCUCGCGCCGUAUUCAGCAAUUGUUCAGUUUCUAUCAGUCGGUGUAUGGAACCCAGGGUUUGAAGCAGCUAUGGCGCGCCUACUACCGCCGGGAGCUGCAGCCCCCACUCCGGGGAAUGGUGAUGAGUGCAGUGGGUCUCGUCGGGCUUAAUAUCAAGCGCCUGGGUAGCGAUGGCUUUGAUUGGAACAAGGAGCGCUUGGCCUUAUCCAAUUUUGAUCUGUGCCGCAGGGAUAUUGAGUUCAUCAACGCUCUGCCCAACAAUCAGCUGUGUGACCGCUGUCAGGCCAAGAAGAUGAAAUACUGCUUUUGUCAGCUGGGCAACCAGCGCUGCAGAAAAGGCCAAUCCAAGCCGUCCACCAGCAAAGAGGCGGAGACGGAUGCGGAAUCCAGCAUCAGCAAUUGUCUGCGACCUUUGGAUCUGGACGUGCGCAAUGCACCGGCCGGAACGGUACGCAUUCAGGCCCAGGACGACCACAAAUGGGAGCCGUACUUUAGCAAAAACGAGUUUAGCAUUUGGCGGCGGCAGGAGCGGUCCUCCUUAUACUCAUACAAGGUUUAUGCUCGAUUCGACGACAUAACAGCCGACGAUUUUCUCCACGUUCAAACGGAUUUGGACUAUCGCCGCCAGUGGGACGACACGGCCCUGAGACUUGAACUCAUCAGCGAGGAUCCCGUCCAGGGCAGCAAUUCGCAUCUGAUAUACUGGGAGAUGCAGUGGCCACGACUGUUCGCCAAUCGCGACUAUGUCUAUUGUCGCCGCUACAUUAAGGAUGACAACAAGAAGCUGAUAUUUAUUUGCAACCGUGGAGCCACGCACAACAGCUAUCCGGCGUUGUCUGGAAAAGUUCGCGUCACUGACUAUUGGAGUCUGAUGGUCAUCAAGCCCUUUCGCAGUUUUCAUGAGCCAGGCCUCCACUUUGUCCUAACGUACUUUGACGAUCCGGGCAUACCCAUACCGCAGAAUAUUAAGUCCUGGGUUACUCAGAAACAAAUGCCCGAGUUCCUCACCAAGAUGUAUGUGGCCACCAAAAACUAUGCCUGCUCACGGGCCAUUAAGAUGAAGGACAUGUUUCACGGAUUCGCGCUUAUCAAUGACGAAUAUACGGCUAAUGAGCAACGCGGCAGUUGGCUGGGCAGUUUAAGCCGGCGCAAGGUUGAUAGUAAACCCGAAGCCGGUCGCUAAGUCAUUUACCAUUAUAUACCUGGCUGCUCCCGCUCCCAUGAGACCUUCCUGCCCAAUACAGCCACGUAUCCAACUAUGCAAUCGCCCAGUUCCAUCUUAUGUUCAUCCCUUCCUUCGGCUUUAAAAUCAAUUCAGGCGAGAUAAAUCUAAACCAUUGAACAUCAGAGCAAAUGUGCAAUAGCUGGAAGUUUUGCUCUUAAUGUGAGUGCCACUUUGAUAAGAAAUUUUGAAAUAAAUAUAUAUCUACAUUAGCUAUAUAGCCAAAACAAACUAUUUUAAGUUUAGAAAUUGUUUUAAACGCAAAUAGAAAUUAUUGAAAUUAAUUGUACAAUAAAAGAAAUGGAAAUAGACCCACAGACUGAAGUCUACUAAAAAGAAAUGUCUUGCAUAA
Molecule: messenger RNA, 2156 nt
Organism: Drosophila erecta
Lineage: Eukaryota; Metazoa; Arthropoda; Insecta; Diptera; Drosophilidae
Product: stAR-related lipid transfer protein 7, mitochondrial
Exons: 2
Coding region: 488-1765 (425 amino acids)
Molecular function (GO): lipid binding
Source: RefSeq, a predicted model, not a curated record